Molecule: messenger RNA, 2731 nt
Organism: Uranotaenia lowii
Lineage: Eukaryota; Metazoa; Arthropoda; Insecta; Diptera; Culicidae
Exons: 7
Coding region: 1755-2369 (204 amino acids)
Source: RefSeq, a predicted model, not a curated record
GAUGUUUCCGCUGUUUUUGUUCAUAAACACUUUGAGCGCUGUAGUAAAAGAAACCAUUGUCCGGCGAUAAUUUAAUAAUAAGCAAGUAAACAUCGGCUCAUGCAAACAAAGCUUCCAAGGAAAUGUCCCGUGUGUACAAGCUUUGGUGGAAUGUCAUCCCGGACAUCGUUUCCGGAUCCGGGUCCCGGACCCACUCAGAGGUGGUGGCUUCAUUUGGAAGACUUUUAAUUAGUUUUUGGCGUGAUACUUUAAAUUGGAAAGCAAGCAAUUUCAUGGGACAAGCGUGGCCCAGCGGAAUUCUACAUAGAACUUUCGUUCGAGGUGGCCGCCCUGACCUUGGCCAUGCUGCUGUGGGCCAAUGAGUUCCUUUUGUUGGUCAGCCUGGUGAUCAUCAUGUAGUUGCGCUGUCUGAUCAACGAGAUCCAAAGCAAGUUCAAGAAGCACCGUAGCAGAAUUCUGACAAGUGUGCCGUAUGAUGGGAGAAGAUGGAAAUCACCCGGAAGCUGCCCUGUUCGCAUUUGUUUUAUAACUCAUGCCUUCAAUCUUGGUUGGAACAGGACACCAGUUGUCCGACGUGUCGGCUCGGAUUAAGCGUUAACAAUGCCAAUGUGGCCAAUGUUUUGCAGAAUGAAAUGGACCAGGACGAUCGGCAAACAAUCACUUCAUUCUUUAAUGGCUCUUGUUACGUGGUUGCCAAAUUUCUCGGUGGAGGUGACUCACAUUAAUUCUGUCCCAAUUUCCACUCUCUACGCUCAUUGCCGAUCUGAGCAUAUCGAGUUCGAAGAUCUGGUAGACGAAGACAUCUCUCCAACGGCGACCACCGCAAGUUCCAGCGCUUUUUCAUCUCCGAAUGUGCCCGAUGACCUCUUUGUCGAUGCCAUGGAUAACAACUUCCAUCCAGCAUCCUCGUCAGCAGCAUGCGCCAUCAUCAUCAUCGGCGGCUUCCACGCCCAGCUCCGACGGUUCCUCCGCGCCGCCGCAUAUGAUUGUUACUGGUCAUGGCUACCUAGCAGAAGUAUUAUCAACGAUAGUCAUAUUAGUAACAGUAGUAGUACCAGCAGUAGCAGUAGUAAUAGUAAUCACUUACCAGCUUUUUCGGUAACUUCGAUAAUCUGCUGCGGGAGGACAGCAUGGAACCGGCCGGGGAGCGGUUUUCCAAAAGCUGAGAAGAGCGGGAACGGAUUCUGUAGAGGAGAAAAUCGAUGCUGUUGCACGUUAUGAGGAGAAGAUUAUUCCGGAGAGCGAAAAAAGUUGCUAUAAUCCUGAGCGAGAUGGAUUCAGCUUUGCAAAAGUUUGCGGAAAAGGGUCGCAAGUCGUGCCCCCAGAAGCAGUCGGCAGAAGAACUUUUGCGACACGAGGUGGCCGCCCUGGUCGUUGACUUUGGUCAUCAUCUGCACAUGCUGCUGUGGGCCAAUGUGUUCCUUUCGUUGGCCAGCCUUGUGAUCAUCAUGCAGUUGCGCUGUCUGAUCAACGAGAUCCAAAGGAAGUUCAAGCACCGAAACUAACUGUGGGUGCUAAAUCACAUGGAAAAGAGCUGUCCCCUAGCGACAGCCAAAGAUCUGAAGCAGAAUUCUGACAACUGUGCCAUAUGCUGGGAGAAGAUGGAAACCGCCCGGAAGCUGCCUUGUUCGCAUUUGUGUCAAAAGUAAGUUGGGCUCAUGCCUUCAAUCUUGGUUGAAACGUGACACUAUAGUUUUCUAACGUGUCGGCUCGGAUUUAGCGUUAACAAUUCCAAUGUGGCCAAUAUUUUGCGAAUGAAAUCCGCAAUUUCCUGCCGGGUCCUCGGGAAACGGCUGCUGAAAACCAUACCUACCAGGUCAGGGACAUGGCCCGGCACCCAGGAGAUGUUCCCCCGAUGGAUUACAACUUCCAGCCAGCAUCCUCGUCAGCAGCAUUCGCCAUCAUCAUCAUCAUCUUCAUCGGCGGCUUCUACGCCCAACUCCGACAGUUCCUCCGCGCCGCCGGCUAUGAUUGUCACCGGUCAUGGCUACAGCCCUAGCAGUUGUAAUAGUAGUGGCUACGAAGUCGAACGAAAUACCAGCAUUUUCGGUAACAUCGACAAUCUGCUGCGAGAGAACAGCAUGGAACCGGCCGGGGAGCGGUUUUCCAAGAGCUCCGAAGAGCGGGAACGGACUCCAGCGGAGGAAAUCGAUGCUGCUGCACGUCAUGACAAGGAGCUUACUUCCGGAGAGCAAAAAAGUUGCGAGAUGGAUAAAGCUUUGCAAAAGUUUGCGGAAAAGGGUCGUAACUCGUGCCCCCAGAAGCAGUUAGCAGAGGAAUUUUUGCGACACUACCGCGACUUGCAUUGUGCAUCGCUGCUCUCCAAGAACGAGAAACGAAUUAUCCGGAAGGCCCGGUAUGUCAUCUAAGUGCUUGCUUUUGAUAUUCCUAUCCUACAAUUGUGGAGUCCAAAAAGUGAAGAAAUCUGGCUGGAGCACACCAACGAUGUGACCAAGCAGUUGGUUGGAUUUUGUAAGCAGGGUUCGUUUCGGUGUUGCCAGGCAAGCAGCAUCUAGCUUUCGCGUGUGGAAAACAUUCGAUUAUUGCUCAAAUUCAAAGUUUAACGCGAUGGCAAAAUUUAAAACACAGCGAAGAUUUGAUCUAUCAGGUAAUCGUAAGCUUUUAAUACAAAAAUUAAUAGUAAUUGAACUUUAUUUUUUUCUUUUAUCAAGUUCGCCAAUUUUGUUCCGACACAAAUUGGAAGAAACAAAAAUAUUGAGCUCUGUUCAGC